Molecule: messenger RNA, 904 nt
Organism: Colletotrichum phormii
Lineage: Eukaryota; Fungi; Ascomycota; Sordariomycetes; Glomerellales; Glomerellaceae
Exons: 1
Coding region: 33-650 (205 amino acids)
Source: RefSeq, a predicted model, not a curated record
AGCAGCACGAUCCGUAUCAUAACGCGGGCUACAUGCACUUGUGGUGUAUGGACCGCUGCUUCGAUCUCCUAGAGAUUGCCCAAGCAUUCGACCUGAAGCCUGAUACCCGCUACUUUGAAAAGGAAGAGCGCAACCCCAUGGCCAUGACCCGUGAUCACGACGAGCUGGUGAUGGAGUUUGAAGAGUGGCGCACAUCCCAGCAGGCCGCUUACGAAGAAUGGCAAAGGUCGUCAGAGACCAACAAGAUGAUGGGACUCCCCAUCCAGAACCGCCAGGUCGGCCGAGAAGCCAAGCUGUGGUACGUGCUGACGACCAAGCACCUGGCGCUGGAGACUCCGGUGCGGAGCAACAUGCGGAAGAAGAGAAACGGCAUUUCCAUUGAUAAGCACAAGGGCGAUCUCGACUGGUACGUCGAGAGAGUCAACGAGAAAAAGUUUUCCAAAAAGGGGCAAUCCGUCAUCGAGGAGCUCGACAGUGACGACGAAGAAGGCAGACAGACUGGUGCGAGCAGGGCGGCCCGUCCGAGUAUCGAUAAGAGAAAACGCGAAGAAUACGAGUUUGACGACAAUGACAACGCCUCUCAUUCCCAGACAGCCACUUGGAACAAACGUGCGAAACAGUCGUGCUAUUCACCCGUUGAAAGACGUUGAUCAUUGAUGCCUUUGUCUCUCCCUUUACCAGGUGGUGAAGAACCAUGCGCCUCCAAAAUCUUUGUAAUUCUUGGCCACAUUGGGAUGUUUGUUUUCUGAGCCGGAGCAAGGGGCUAUGUUCACACGAAUGCGGUUAACAUAGGAUUGAUACCCCAUAUUAGAUAUAGAUGCACCAAGAAGGCGGGGUGGAGACGAGGAGAAGAGGAAUGGAAACCUCGUUGGCAGCCUCAACGCAACGAAUCAGAGAUACAGAC